GCCAUGACCGUCGUGUUAUGAGGGAAAACGUAUUUGGCAUGUGAACGUUUGCGUAAUAGGAUUGUAGGCGUCGCGGUUAUCAGAAACUGUUGCACGCGGUAUCCAAACAAGGAAGUUAGGUCUUCAGGGCUCGAAGCUUUAGCAAUUGAACACGGAAAGCACGUUUUUACAAUAUUACUUUCUUAAAAGGCCCACCGAAUUGGUAUGAGCCGUGCUCUCCUUCUGUUCGACGCUCCGGCAUGAAUGGCUUUCCGACAGUCACGAGCCUUGCCGGUAUAAUCUAAUUAUAGUGUUCUGUACGAGCUACUGAAUCAGCAGUGGGGUCCACUUCGAGCUAUAGCUUGCCCAGCUGCACGGACAGUGCGAGUCCCUGUCGCAACCUCCGGGCCCGACACGUUUCUACCUGUCUUGCGCAAGGAACUACUAUGAGUUCCUAAAGCACACUUGAGAAAUACUAUUGGACCUCCCAGGCCGGUCGCGUAGGAUUUUAUGAUACUGACCCAUGGCCGAUGCAUGUAGCGAGAUAGCCGAUACGCGCAGAGCCGGCUAUGGAGGGGGCGUGAUGUACCUACAUCAAGUUGCACCUGCGACAUUGGCACCUACAAGCUUAAUUAGCAACACAACUCCUCAUGGCGUCCCCUCAGCUACCUUGCUUCCACGGUCUACCACCGAUCCUCGCCCGGUAUCAUCCUUUGUAAACUCUGAUUUUGGGCACGUUAACGGAGGGCCUUUCCGGGAGGACUUUGCAAGGGUUACAAGCUUCGACGCCCAAGAUGAAAGGCUACCUGCACAGACAGCCGGCGCGUGUGGCAUGAGUGGCGAUGGUAACGACACUUUGAAAAAGAUCGUUGCUGAUCCGGGAGCCUCUUCGAUGGAUCUAGCUUAUCUAAGCAAGGUUCCGCAACACUCCUACUGGCCUCCUCCUCCUGCCGCUCCUGCUCCCGCCACCCUAAAGAAACGUUUCAGCAGCGGUGCGGACAACGCCGGUGUAUCUACAUCUGCUGCAAAUCCCGGCAAGCCCUUUCCUCGAGGCGAAUCUGUUUCUACAGGCAAAGACGGCUCCCGAAGUUAUGGCCCAAUGCUCCCAGAAUCGCCAGCGGCCAAACUCACAACUAUUCCUGACCAGCCCUUGCCUCGUACACCCUCCGGGUCACUAGCAGCUACCCCAGGGCCGCGUAGCAGCUCAAGCCAGGUCUGGGCCGGCGCCCCCGCCUCCUCCACGCCUCCCGCUGCGCCCUGCUCCUCCCGCUCGUCCGCCAUGCGUCAACCGGGGCCCCUCCAGACGGCGGCAACGGACACCAGGAGCACCAAUCCUCCUCCCACUGCCGCUGCUGGCCCCGCUGCUGCAAGCGGCAGGGGCGUCAAUGGUGGCCGUGCGCCGGCGGUCGCACUAGCCCCCAAUGGAGGCAGCAAGCAGCAGCUGCCACUCGGCGCCCCCAUUGCCCCGCAGCAGCCGUUGGCAACAGCAGCAGUGGGUGCGGUUGGCGCGUCACGAGGCGGCGGUCCACCUUCCGAAGCCAUGCAAGCGUCGCUGUCGGCCUCCCAGCCCCAACCACGGACCCAACCUCAGCCUCGGAGGACGAAGGAGGGGCAGCGGGAUGUACAGGAAAGAUGGCGGCAGAUACAGCAAGCCGCAACGGAGUCGGCUGGCGGUGCGGGGCUACCUGUGGCGACCGCUCCGCCGGCGACCUCUCACCCGUCACCCCAUGGCUUGGCUCGCGGCGCUGCGACCUUGCCAGCCUCGGCUGCCCUGGCGCCGGGGUCAGGAGCUGUGAGGUCCAAGGGCGUGUUGUCGCCCAAGGUCCCCAUCAUUAUGCCGCGUCAGUUCGCCGAGCGCGUCAUGGACCCUGCCACCAUCCUCAAGCACGGAGUCACAGUCCUUGUGCGCCGCAUCGGAGACCUGCCCGCCACCUCCGACCCCCUGCACCCCCACCCGCACCCACACCCGGACGCAACACCGUCAGCUGCUGCGUCUGCCGGCGUGGACGGUGGUGCGGCGGGUGGCGGCGAGGGCGAGGACGCGGGCUGUGCUCCUGACCUGGUCAUGCCGACGCGUGUUGAGCAGUUCUUCCACGCGCAGGGCUACAGCCAGUACCGCGUGCUGGGCCUGAAGGAGAUAUCGUGCGGGUACCCUAACUGGCGUAUUGAGAUGUGGGAAGCGCUGGACGACACGACCGUGAGACUCACCAUCCGGGCGCCCACACAGGCCGCCAAGGCUGCCGUGCCGCCGCCCCAGCCGCCCCCGCCCCCACCGCAGCACCCCUCUGCCACCGCCGCCGGCAACCCAGCGGCCGCUGCAAGCCCCAGCCGCAACCAGGCAGCUGGGGCUGGGGCUGGGGCUGUCGCAGCGAUGCCGCCUCGGUCCGCCGCAGCGGCUAUACCUGCUAUAUCCAGUGCUGGGGAGGCAUCCCCGCUUGCGCGGCGGAUGCCGCUGGUGCCGAUGUCGCCAACACGUGCGCCCGGGGGCCGUUGCGCCUUCCCUGCUGUUGCUCCCGGCGGCUUUCCGGGGGCGGAGGAGGGCCCAGGACGAGACCGGCUGGGAGGCCUGGGAGAUGCCGCUGCAGCACUCCUAGAGAUGGACACGGCCAAGCGCGAUGCGGGUCUGGAGUGCACCGAGGUGGUCGGGGAGGAGGACGCGGAGGACGCAGGCGCUGCAGCCACUGUCGCGGCCGACCCAGAUGAAGACCGCGAGGAUCGACCCAUGGGUCCUGCUCCUGCUGCGGCUUCGGGACGUGGUGGUGGACGCAUCGUCAAACAGGAAAUCGAAGGUCUGCACGAGCGUCGCGAAGAACGCCCGGCCGACGGUGCCGCUGUUGCUGGCGCUGAUGCUGUUGCCGGUGGCCGCUCCGUAGGAACAGCAGCAGGGGAUGCACAAAGUGUCCGCGGCCGCGGCUCGGCAGGCGGAGCCCACAUGGCUGGAGGCGGCGCCGGCGGUGCGGUGCGGCCGCCUGAGGAAGGCAGCCUCGCGGCGGCCGGAGCUGCGGUGGAAGGCAGCGGCGGGAAGCGAGCGUGGGAGCCGGCUGCUGAGGGGGGCUGGGAGGGGCGUGAGGAGGCACCGGGACCUCGAGGCCACGAGGGCCACCGAGACGGCGGGCUGAGCAAGUUCAUGCGGACGAGCGGCGGCAAGGCUUACAGGGGUGGCGACGGCGGCUUUGCGGAGGGCUCUCCGACUGUUGGUGGCCAGCAGGACCAUGUGGGCCAGCAGGCGGGCAGCCCCCGGGCGCCACCCGAGCGGCCGCACCGCAGGGGCGCCAGGGCGGGAGGAGCAGGAGGAGGCGGCAGCAGCCGGGACGCAGCAGGUGCCGGCGCGGGGGGCAGCAGCACCGGCACCGGUGGCGGCGGCGGCGGCGGCGGCGCAUUCGGAGGCUACAGCAGCCUGCCGCCUGAGGACAUGCCGCCGGAGCUGCCGGGCGCGCUGGCGACAUCGCCGCACCCCUGCCGCAAGGGCGGCGCCACGGUCCUGAGUCCCGAGCACUUCAUCCACCUGCCGCGGCUGUUCUUCCAGGACCACUUCGACACCGCCGCCGUGCUGGCGGGCGGGCUGCGCGUGCAGGUGCAGGCGGGCGGGGUGCUGGACCCGCAGGUGGCGGCCUGCAGUGUGGCCUCCUACCAGAACCACACCGGCUACCGCUACUACCGCCUGCUGGGCUUCAAGGAGGUGCCCAGGCGUUACGCGGGCUGGCGGGUGGCGGCCUGGGACAAGGUGGCUGCGGACACGGUGCGGGUGCGACUGGCGCCGCCGCUGGGGCUGCCGCUCGCAGCGGCACUCAGCCGGGCGGGACUGCUGCCGGGGGGGCCGGAGGGGGCGCAGGCGGAGGCAGCGGCAGCGGCGGCCGGUGAGGAUGCCGGCAGCGGGGGGGGAUGCGUUGUCGAUCAGUUGGGUGGCCAACAGCAGCAGCAGCAGCGGGCUGCUGCUGGGGGGACCCUGGCUGCUACCGCGACGGGGGGUGAGGCAGGCGGUGGCGGCGGCGGCCGACGCAGUGUUCGGCCUGCGGCCGACAUGAGCCGGCGCGGCUGCGUUGCCGCCCACGAAGCUGAGGCGGCUGACUGCGUUGGUCAGCAUGAAGACAUGGAUGAGGGGGAGUUGUCCCCAGCCGCCAUCCUGCCCUCGCCGCGUGGCCGGGACGAUGCCUACGUCAGGACCGACAAGCCUGCCAUCGUACCGCCGCCAGUCAAACGCACUCGCGAGGAGCAGCAAGACGACGCCUCCUUCCAUGCACCGGAGCGCCGCCGCGACGGUUCACCUUCCUCCCCGCCCGCCGGCGCAACCGCUCCUUCCAGUGCUGACCUCCGCCGGCUGGUCGCACUGGCGGGGGCCGCCAGCCGCGGACCGCAUGACCACUCGGGCAACCACCAGUCGGCACCUGUCGACCACCGCCUCACCCACCUCAGGGAGAUCAGGGCGCCAGCGCCGACACGCAACGCUGCCUCCAUUUCCCCAUUGUACGGCAACGGCAGCCCCUCACCCCUCAGCGGCAGCGGCGGCGGAGGCGGAGGCGGGAAUGUCGUAUUCCGUCACCAGGGUGUUCCGGGCGUGACGGAGGUACGGCGCAUCAUGGAGGCGGGCGUGGCGGCUGCUGCUCAGCGGCUGGGUGGUGCGGGGGUUGCGCGAGUGCGCAGCGUGGUGAGUCAGAACCCGAGUGUGGUGCGGCCGGACAAGGGGCGCGUGUACCUGCAGAAGCCCUUCGUGGAGGGGAGUCUGGCGGUCGGCAGCACACCGCUGGCGGUGCAGGUGCUGAUCAACUCCGGCGGCCAGCUGGACCCCGGCAUGUACCCGACCAAGGUCACCCUCUCCAGCAGCGGCGCGCACGGCAAGGCGGAGUACCUGCUGCGCCUCACCGCGCCCAUGAAGCAGGCGCACACCGGGCAGCUCAUCGUGGGCUGGACGGCGCUGGGGCGGCAGCAGCUGCUCAUGCACCUCACGCCGCCGCCGCCGCCGCAUGGGCAGCCUGGAGGAGGCGGGGGUAUGGCGGAGGCGGGAAUGAGCGUGCCGGUAGUGGGGUUGUGGCCGGCGGUGGAGACGCCGCUGAUGGGCCGUGAGGGCAGCGGAGGAGUUGCGCAGCGAGAAGGGGUGGACGAGGAGUUGGAGGAGGAGGAGGAGCAGGCGGCGCUGGGUUGCGGAGGUGGACCUGAUGAUGAAGCGGCGGUGGGCGAGGAGGUGCAUGCGGCAAGGCCGCAGCCGAACAGGAGGGGUUGCGCGGAAGGGCCGUUACCGUCGCUGUCUCACCCUCCCGCAGCGGUCCUGCGGGGCCCGCUCUGUGACCCGCUGCUCGCCGAGCGGCUGCAGCAGCACCACGAGGCGCUGCUCUCUCGCGCCCUCAGCGCCCUCUGCAGGCAGCCCGCCACAUACCAGGCGCCGCUGCAGCAGCAGAUGAGGCACGCAGGAGCAGGACCUGCGGCUGCUGACUGGCCGGAGCGAGACAAUGACGGUGACGUCAGCCCGCCUGCCGGUGCCGCGCUCUUGGCCGCCCGCCGACCCAGAAGCCUGGGCGUGCAGCGCCCCCGGCAGAGCUGCUGGGAGCACCCCAGCUGCUCGUUGGCACUGCUGCAGACCUACCGGAUGGGGUUUGUUGCCAGCGACGGCGGUGCUGGUUGCGAUGGCGGGGGCUAUGGGAUUAUUGCCGGCGGCGGCGGCGGUGUUCGUGGGGGCCGUCAUGUUCGCAAGCACUCGCUGCCCGAGUCCGUGCUGCAUGCGGCGGAGCAGCUGCUGCACCUGUCCGGGCAGGCGCUCAGCGCCAGUGUGGAGCAGGGAGGCGACGGCGAGGAGGGCGGCGAGGAGGAGGGGGAGGAGUACGGAAGCAAGGAGUACGGCGGCCUGCAUGGCUUGUCGUACGUUGCUGGCGGCGGCAAGGCUGAGGUGGCCUUGCCUGUUGUCAUGCCCGGCCGUGGUGGCAGCGAGGCGUGUGCGGACGCAGCGGAGGCCAUGGCGGCGGUUGAGGGAGGAGGCACUAGCGGCGGUGGCGGUGCGGACUGCUGGCAGUUCCGGGAGCGCAGGGCUGCUGCGCUGGCUGCCAUGCGGGGCGGCGGCGGCGGCGGUGGUAGCAUGACGGUCGCCGCGGCACCCCAGCUGGACCCGCCCUUGGUGGCAGCUGGAGGGGGCGUGUCGGAGGGCGCUGAGGCGGCGCUGUCGCCCUUCGCCACCCUCCUGUCGCAGGCGGUGGGCGGUGCAGGUCAGCAUGCGGGAGCUGCAGUCCUGCAGGCGGGGUUGUCGCCCGUGCUGCCCCGUUGCGAGGGGGCGGUGGCCGCUAGACUGCCUAGCGCCAAGGCUUCGGCUGCGCUCCAGGAGGCCGAGGCAGCGGGUCCGGCUGCUGCUUCCAUUCGAGCAGCAGCAGCUCCAGCAGCAGCAGUGCUGCUGCCGGGAGGCCCUCAGCGGUUGUCAUACGCGCGCAGCAGCAUCGACUCCAGCGGCGGGCUGCAGCUGCCCUCGGAGCGGCCACAGCUGCCGGCGCCGGCAGCAUCGCCGCCUGAGGGCGGCUCGCCUCCGCCUCCUUCCCCAGGCAGUGGCGGCGGCGCCUUGGAGGCUGGCCCUUGGUCCCCUUACAGGGAGGAAGUGGGGCGCCUCCCGAGGGGGGCCAGUCUAGGCAUGGCUCGCAAGCGCUCUGCGGCCUCCGCUCUGACGGGGGCCAGCGGCGAGGAGGGAGACGGCGGUAGGAGCGUGGGAGGUGACAGCAGCGGCGGCGAUGGCGGUGGUGAGGGCUCCCGGCCUCGCAAGUCGCGCCGCACCUGCCACAGCCCCAGUCCGGCCCCGGGGGUUGCGCCCGCUGGAGGUGGUGGUGCAGCAGGCGAGCAGGGCAGCUUGGAGCAGGGCAGCAGGCACGGAGCAGGGGUUGAGGAUGCGACUGCGGCUGCGGCGAUUCGUGACCCCGCAGCAGCAGCGGCCUACCUGGCCGGCAUGUGGCCCUUCGCCGCGGCAGCGCUGCCUGGACCACACAUGCAGACACAGAUGCAGGCGCCGACCUCGCUGCCACCCUCAGCUUUGGCUGCCUUGGGUGCGCAGCUGGGGCUGCACCCAUCCAUGGACGUCAUCGCUCGCAUCCAGGAGCUGCGGCAGCAAGCGGACCAGCAGCAGCAGCGGGAGGCGCUGCAGCGGCAAGAGCAGCGGCAGCGGUGGAAGCAGUGGCAACACGACAACCAGGAAUCUGCAGCAGAGGUCAGUACGGAGGUGCCGCAUCAUCGCAGGUCCUCUGCUGCGGGCCAUGCGAACACUGGACAGAAGGGCGGACCCCAGCGCGAGUCAGGCACCACCCUUUCCACGCCACCGCGCUCAGUGGCGGACAGCCUCGACCCGCACAUGCAAGGUCCGCUCCGGAGCUCCUCUGCUACUCUGGGGCGCCCGGCCGCUGCCGUACAACCAGUUCCGUCGCAGCCGCAGCGCGCGAGCAGCGACGGUGGCGCAUGCGGCGACAGGCCUGGAUGGCAGAGCCUGGCAGGGCCCGGCAGCAGCCGCAGGGGACAGGGCAGGAGCCGACCGGACGGCGAAAGCGCUCAUGACACAGCCGCGACAGGAGCAGCAGAAGCCGUCCGUCUGGACGCAGCUCGGUUGGUGAGGCAGGGUGGGCUGGUGGACGCACCCUGGCCCCUGUCCUGGCCCUCGCUUCCUCCCGGCGCUCUCGCCAGCGUGGACCCGGCCCUGCUGGAGCACUACUUGCGCAGCGGUGGCGGUGUUGCUGCUGCUGCCCUCGCCUCCAGCAGCUACCAACCCCACCACAUCCAGCAUCAGCAUCACCACCAGCCGCCCCAGCAGUACGGCAACGGCAGUCUGGGUUUGUCGGGUGUGGGUCCGGCGCUGCUGCACCUCAUGAUGCAGUCGCGGCUGCGGCAGCAGGCGGCGGAGCUGGCGGCGGCGGUGUCGGCGACAGCGACAGCGGCUGUGGCGCCGCCGCAGUAUUCCCGCGGUCCGCUGGCGGAUGCUGGAGCCGGGCAGGGAGUGGGGGAAGGCAGCCUGGGGCGCUGGUAGCUGAGGAGCUGACGGGUUGUGAGGCUGCGGUCUGAAGAAAGGAGGAAGUGCGCAUGCGGAACGUUGCCGAGUUGGCGGCUAACUGGUGCUUUAUUUGGGAGCGUAACUGGGUCUGGAUUGGUUUAGGCAUGCAGCUUAUCAGGAGGUAUGCAGGGGUAAGAGGGGGGCCAUUACCAUUUGGAUCGCCCAUAUUUAUUGCCCCGGCUUGGGGUUGGUUGCAUGUCAUGUUGCUCCAAGACGUACCGUCGCUGCAGGACGCGGUACCAGCUGCGUAUGUGUGUGUAGUUGAGGCUUAACAACCGCUACGGUAGGUUGCGCUUGGCUAGUUGCGUCUCUGCUAGCCUGAGAAAUAAGCAUUCAAAUAAUGGAGGAGGGCAGCUGGAAGUGCUGCGUGUGUGUGCAUCCUAGGUCGGUCCGUUUCCCACUCGGGUGUCACCUGUGGGUGCUGUGGAUAGGCGAGGUGGCUCUGCGCGGUACACGCGCCGGGUUGAGCAGGUUGCCGCGACAGGCCGGUUCGGGGGGAUGGGGCAGCCGGGCAGCUGCAGGUGCUGCUGGCAGUACCCGCACCAGGGGGGGCAGGUCACUUGCUUGUAGGGAUGCGUUGUUUGCUGGACUGCACAGGCAUUCGGCUUAUAAAUGUUUUUGCAUGAAGAGAGUAAAUGCGAAGUGAGCAGAUGUAUGUCCCAGCCGCCCUGCCGUUUGGUUGUUGUUUGGCAAGAUGGGUUUGGCAGAAUGCUGCAUUCGUACAAUGGCCGUGUUUUUGAGAGGAGACAGUUUGGACAGUUUGCUCCUGCCCGUGCAUCUGUGGCCAGGGUCAGGUUGCUAGGCGUUUGCAUCUGUGGCCAGGGUCAGGUUACUAGGCGUUGUUUGCAUUCAAAGAUGAUGUGAGUGGAGUCAUCGAAGACGGCGUUUUGCGCAGUGCAUGCGGUAGGUUGAGGUGGAUAAUCGAGGCAUCAAGCCAUAUUGCUUGCCCGCUAACGAUUCUGUGAGACGUACGGUAUGCUUUUGUGUCGUGCAGUGAAAGCUGGCCGGACGUACCCCCGCCCAGACCACCUGCUGUGAUGGCGCUCUGUGGUUAGUGCUUGCUUGCUUGGUUUUGCAAGGUAGUUGGUUUGUCGAGUUGGGGACAGGUGGUUUGUCCCCUCGCAUGGCUUACGUUUGCCUGGUAUGUGGGUUGGAGACAUUGUCGGCUCUGGCCUCUUGCUGUGUUUUCCACCGGCAUCACCGACCGUCCUGCCACAUUGGCAUGCGAUAAGGGGCGUGGUGCGUGUGAGCCGUCGUGACCUUGGUGUUGCAGCUCGGCAGUGUUGCUGCUUGUGAUGUGAUUGUCAGACAGGAGUCCAACAUGCAUCACCGGGUUGUGCUGGCCAAGAAGGGCCGUAUUCCCCCAGCAGCACUUUCCUGUUGUCAUGAAUUAUAUAGAACACUAUCGUUGCGUACGACCGUUGCCAUUUAGCGCUUGCAUAGUAGGGUUUGUUUAGAGAUCAGGCCGCAGUUGCUUGCCCCUCGAUGUACUGGUCUUUGUCGUAUAUUAGUCGUAGCAGUUAUUGUUGUUGUGCGCAAGGCGGUAUAUGGAUUCCUGUAACCUUGUCGUUGUAGCUUUGGGUUGUGUCACGUUGUGCAGUGGGUAACGAUGUUGUUGAUGAUGUUGAUGCUAGGGUUUUCGACGUAGGUGCUCCCCUAAUACUGUAUGACACCGGUACGAUCAGCUCCAACCAGGGUUCAUUGAAAGCGGUUUCAUGUCGUGUGGACGUUCCCACACUCGUGUCGCCGUACAUAAUAUGUAAUAUGUCCUCGCCCG
Molecule: messenger RNA, 9758 nt
Organism: Astrephomene gubernaculifera
Lineage: Eukaryota; Viridiplantae; Chlorophyta; Chlorophyceae; Chlamydomonadales; Astrephomenaceae
Source: the annotation of a GenBank genome assembly